UCGUCGAUUCGACGACGCGUCACCAAAAAAAUCGCGAUAACUUUUACGCGCGCGACCGUAUGGUUUUCUAAUUUCAGCUAAUCUCAACCGACCCGUUGGGCUUGCGAUGGACAGUAGUGCUUUUUGCGUGGAAGGCCCACACGUGCUGUUCCAGAAACCAUGGCUCGUCACAUCGACGAAGAUGAGAUUCAUUUGUUAUUAUUAGAAAUCAAAAGCGAUGAGGAAAAUUCAUCUGCGAGAGAGCCUGAAGACCACAUUGAGGCUGAUCCAGUGCAUGAAAUGGAGGAUGAUGAUGAAGUUUCUAUUGUUAAUGAAGAGCAAUUUCCAGAUCAAGAUUAUGAGGCAAGUAGUAAUACAUCUUCGCAACGUUCCAUUGAAGACGCGACACCUAGCACUUCAGCUGACCCUAGCGAUUUGAUUAUAAGACCAUCGCGUCCCAUUCUUCUUGGGAAAGAUAAACAUAUAUGGUCAUCACAACAGUCAAGAUCACAAAGCAGAAGACCUUCAAGGAACAUAGAUAUUUAAGACGUAGGCCUGUACGCUUUUUCAAGAUAUUUUAGAUCCUCUUCGAUGUCUUUCAGGUAUAAUUACUGAUGACAUUACUGAUACUCUGCGGGACUCAAUCACAUAAAUUUUAAACAUGUCAGGAAGAAGUAAUGUGAGUGUUAUAAGUGAGACUGAGCAAAGUAAUGCUGCUGAUGACUCUCCACAGCACAAUAAAGAAACAUAUGUGCUAUAUGUCCCUCCGUAAAGCAAAGGCAGACUAAAAAUAGGUGCACUAAGUACAAAAAAUCGUUAUGAAUGGAACACAAACUUUAUGUGUGUCACAAAUGUUUUAGUUCCUAAGCUAUUAUGAAAAUUAUAUUUUUAAUUACUUUUUCCGAUAUUAUUUUUGUAAUUAAUAGUU
This is a messenger RNA of Colias croceus (clouded yellow), 907 nucleotides long. RefSeq lists its product as uncharacterized. Bases 160 to 525 code for a protein of 121 amino acids. The transcript has 2 exons. Lineage: Eukaryota; Metazoa; Arthropoda; Insecta; Lepidoptera; Pieridae. The record is from RefSeq and is a predicted model, not a curated record.